Penaeus monodon (black tiger shrimp) is the source of this 558-nucleotide messenger RNA. Its product is annotated as KRAB-A domain-containing protein 2-like. Gene Ontology annotation, molecular function: nucleic acid binding. The coding region runs from base 1 to 558 and encodes 185 amino acids. The transcript has 2 exons. NCBI's taxonomy places the organism in Eukaryota, Metazoa, Arthropoda, Malacostraca, Decapoda, Penaeidae. The record is from RefSeq and is a predicted model, not a curated record. Gene Ontology annotation, biological process: DNA integration.
AUGGCCAAGUCUCAUGGGAAGCCCCAUCAUCCACAAAGUCAGGGUUCUGUGGAACGUGCAAAUGGUGACAUUAAGGAUACGUUACUUACCUGGCUUGCAGACAGUAAUUCACAGGACUGGUCAGUUGGUAUCAAGUUUGUUCAGUUUCAGAAAAAUGCUGCUCACCAUUCAGGUAUAAAGUGCUUUCCAUACUCUGCUAUGUCUGGUUGUGAAGCCAGAGUUGGCCUGACUUCUUCAUCUCUACCCACAGAAGUUGGCUCAAGCUGGGAGAGUGAGGAUGAUCUCAUAGCAGAUCAUCAAGAACAAAUUCAGAAACGUAGAGUGGAAGCAUACAGAGGGCAGGUAUCCCAAGCUGAGAGAAUGGUUAAACGUAGUUGCUUAGGCUUUGAAGUUGGCGAGCCUGGUGACAAUGUUGCUGUCCCAAAUCCAGCUGUGGAUCGUGGUAGAGAAGAUCCGCGGAAUAUCCUGGGUGUUAUUGUCAGCAGAGAUUUGGACAAUGACCAGUAUAAGAUCGCUGUGAAGUCGGGUGUUCUAAAGGGUCAGUAUUCUAGAAACUAG